GUUUCGCUGAAUGGUGCUGAAUGAGAAUCUGAGUUUGGCAGAAAAGAAAGUAAACGAACUUCUUUAAAAGUGAUGGCAAACUACAUUAUUGCAGGACCAGCUCCUUCCAAGGAAAUUGGCCCAAAGAAAAAAAUGACUUUUCCUUGGAAUCACAAACUUGUGGUCAAAGAAGACAGAGCAAGAAGGGUCACUCCAUCGGUGUAUACCCAAGAGAUGUUGCAAACCACAGAGGAGCGCCUGGCCAGUACUCAGGAGAUGCAGCCGCCCCGAAUCCUGGAGCUGCUGGACAUGGGCGAUCAUGAAUUAUCCUCGGUGGACUUGGAGCGGGCUCUUUUCCAGCCAUACCCAUCUGAAGUGGUCUUCCAGAACUUUGCCCCAACGCAGACCUACAAGCUGCCCCUACUCCUCCGCAACAUUGACAAGGCCUCACGCCACGUGAAGCUGCUGAUGGAGGCCUCCCAGUGUUUCUCUGUGGUCAGCCCAGAAGAGGGCUGCUCCAAGGUGGCCCCAGGGAUGACUACUGCCUUCAGCGUUCGCUUCACACCACAAGAGAACAAGGACUACCACCUCAAGCUGGUGUUUGUGACAGACAGAGAGACGUUUGAGGUCCCCGUUCGGGCCAUCGGGCCCCGGGCCAUCCUGGACUUCCGGGAUGAACUGCAGAUGCCCGUCUGCCUAGUGAAGGGCUCCACACAAAAGACCCAGCUGGUCCGCAACAUAGGAAACGCUGAGGCCAAGUUCCACCUGCACACACACAGCCCCUUCUCAGUGGAGCCGUCUGUUGGGACUCUGGGUCCAGGGGAGAGCGUGCAGGUGACUGUCGACUUCUCCCCCAGCACCACGGGAAACCACAGAGAGGACCUGCUGCUGCACUACCAUACUGGUGAGGAGGUCUCCAUCGGCCUGCACGGCGUGUCAGAGGAGUUGGACGUGUGUCUGAAGCCUGACUCGGUGGUGCUGGAGAACACCUUCAUCUCCCUGUGCAGUGUGCGCACCGUCUCCCUGGCUAACCCGGGCAAUGCCCCUCUGCGCUUCUGCUGGAAGAGUUGGCCCAGCCAGCACGACGAGGACGUGGACACCAUGAGAGAGUGCUCCGAGCUGUGGCAACAGGAAGAGAUGGAGAUGCAGCGCUUCCUGUUGGAGUGCGAGUCCAACCCAGUGGAGAUCCACCGUCUGCCCAUACUGUCCCGCUCGUACCGGGACCGCCCCGCCGCCAAGGACCCCCUCGCCACCUCUUCACCAGGCUGCAUAGCCAUCGAACCUGUGGAGGGAGAGAUCUAUCCCAACACGACGGUUCAGUUCACCAUCGUCUUCAAGCCUCUGGAGGCUACAGUCCACCAUCACACGCUUUACUGUGACGUGACAGGCCAAAAAUCCCGCUUACCCCUGACCAUCCGAGGAGAGGGCAUGGGGCCCAAGCUGCGCUUCAGCUACAACGUGAUGGACAUGGAGAACGUGGUCAUCGGGGACAUGGACCACUAUGAGGUGCUGGUGUCAAACAAAGGGCUGAUUGAUGCCCCCUUCAAGCUGUGCUGCCCAGACACCACCUUCGGGAGCUGCUUCUCCAUCAGCCCUGAGGAGGGGGUUCUCGCGCCGGGGGCCAGCCAGGUGCUGCAGGUCAGCUUCUCCAGCCGCACCCUUGGAGCCUUCUGCGAGGACCUGAUGCUCAGGGUCGAAGGACAGCCUCAGCCCCCGAGCUUGACCUUCAGAGGUCGUGUGAUUGGCCCCACCUUCCACUUCGACGUCACUGAGCUCAACUUGGGAGAUGUGGCCUUUGGCUUCCCUCAGACGUUGAGCUGCACCCUCUUCAACACCUCCCUGGUUCCCCUGACGUAUGCCCUGCGUGUCCCGGGGGACGGCGCGGGCCCCCCCAGCGGGACCAGCAGCCAGCAGGUGACCCAGCUGACCAGGGUCCACUGGCGUAGCGCCGCGGCCCUGGAUCCCCACGCACGGCCGACCGAGUUCAGCCUCAGGCCGGCCGCGGGCACCAUCCGGGCCAUGUCCGACGUGUUUGUUGAGGUGACACUGUGCUCAAACACUGUGAAGAGGUACCAGGUAGCACUGGUGGUCGAUGUUGAAGGAGUAGGAGAGGAGAUCGUGACUAUUCCCAUUACUGCCAGAUGCUUGGUACCAGAGGUGAUGGUGGAGACCCCGCUCUUGGACUUUGACCAGUGUUUCCUGGGCCAUCCAUACACACACCACGCACGGCUGGCAAACACCAGCCACCUGCCUGCCUGUUACGGGCUGCUGGACCAGGAACACAAGGAGAGUCCAUCCAUGCUGUGGGGCAGUUCUGUUCCCAGGGGCCUUAUCCCUGCUGGAACCUCAGUGGAGGUGCCCCUGUUCCUGUUGGCCAAGGCCAUUGGCAGGCAGCACGGCACUGCACGCAUAGCUGUGUGGGGCAGUAAUCAUCGGUCCCUGGAGGUGCGCUUAACAUGUGUGGGCAAGGGUCCAGCCGUGCACACUCAGCCUCCGAAGGUGGACUUUGGCGAAGUCCAGGUUUUAACGGACGUAACCAGAAAACUGCAGCUGAUAAACCAGUCGCCAAUCCCAGCUCACUUCUCUGCACAUAUGGUGGGGGACGUGUCCCCGUGGCGUGUGGAGCCCCGGGAGGGAGAGCUGGCCCCCGAAGGCCAGCUGGAGCUCAGGGUGGUGGUACACCUAAGGGACACGCUUCCCUUCCAGGGAAGGCUGCAGGUGUGCAUCCAAGACAGCCAGACCUACGACAUCCCUCUGUCCUGCACGGGCGUGGGCUCCACCAUCGUCAGCGACCGGCCCCUAUACCCCAGGCUUGAUCUUGGAACUCACUUCAGUCAAGGGGUCUGCGAGUAUCCCUUCAGGCUGACCAACCGUGGCCAGCGGCUGCAUCGGAUGCACUGGGCUUCCCCGCUCUUCCCUCCUCGUGCCUACAAAAGAACGGCCAGGGACGAAAACGCCCUGCCACCCAUCACCACCGGCAAGACAGGCAGCGGGUCUCGCCUCUCUUCCCCCAAGGAGAAGCCUGUGUUCAGCCUCAGCCCCUGCCGCCUGGAGCUCUUCCCAGGCCAAUCCGCUGACGUGGUUCUGACCGGAUCGUCUGACACCCCUAGGACGGUGUGUGAGCGCCUGGCAUGUUUCGCCAUGCUGGGUCGGGAGGUCUGCUACGAGCGCAUCAUGACUGUAGACAUCACAUGCUGCUUCGUGGCCCCUAUACUCUGCUUCUCCUCCAAGCAGCUCACCUUUCAUUCCAAGAAGGAGUCAGGGCAGAGCCUCGUAGCACUAUACAAGAGGCUUGUGCUGAAGAAUAUCUCCCCUCUGGCCCUCUCCCUGGAGCUCAGUCUUCCGGAGCCCUUCUCUCUGUGUGACGGCCAGGGAGACCUCACUGUUGCUACCAACAAGGCCAUGCUGUUGGAUAGUGGUGCGGAGAGGGAUGUGUGGGUCUGCUUCAACCCAGUGCUCCACUGCCAGGACAGACAGUCCCUAGUACACGACGAGUUCCUCCUGGUGCUCUACCGGGACCACCCCCAGCGGGACAUGGUGGCGCUGCAGGCCGAGGUCCACUUCCCCAACCUCAGCCUCUCCGCCUCCAGCCUGGACUUUGGCUGUGUGCUGAACCAGACCCACAGCCAGCGACAGCUCACCGUCACCAACUGCUCCUCCCUGGCCGUGAGCUACUGCUGGAGGUUCCUGGAGGAGCACAGCCCCCCAGCUAUAAGCAGUGAAGGGGAUAGGAGCUGCCAUCUUGGUGUAAAAGAGGUGUUCAAUGUGACCCCUCUCACCGGGAAACUGGCCCCGGCGGAGAGCCAGCAGGUGUCCAUCACCUUCCAUGGCCGCGCCUUCGUCAGGUGCCAGGUGGUGGUGCAGUGUUGGGUGGAGGAGGGGCCCGUGUACAGCGUGACCCUCCAAGGAGAAGCCUCGGAUAUCUGCUACAACUUGAGCUCCACCCACCUGGACUUAGGCCUGCAGCUGUUCCAGCAGGUGGCCGAGACCCAGGUGCUCCUGGCCAACAGCGGCCAGGUGGGCUUUGAGUUCAGCGUGCUGCUGGAUCAUCAGGGGGCGGAGCCCAGGAGGAGGGAGGCGGGGGAGGAGGAGGUGGAGGAGGGGGCUGACGCAGGAGAAGGAGACAGGAGGGUGGAGGGACUACGCCAGGACCAGAGUGGGGAGCUGUGGGUGGAGAGUGACGGGCAGCAGGGGGCCGGGGGGCCGGACUGGAAGGUGUUGCCCGGCCAGCCCCUGGUGUUCCCUACUAAAGGCUACGUGGAGGCCGGAACGGAGUGGCGUCUGUGUGUGCUCUACCUACCGGGGGUCCCUGAUGUGUUCCAGAAGAGCUUCCAGCUUCAGGUGGACCACCUGCCCCCAGAGACCAUCACCCUGAGCGGGGAGGGGGUCUUCCCCAGGAUCAGCCUGGAUCUCCCCCGGCACUUAUCCGAUGAGAGCUGUGGCCAGGUGAUGCAGGAGGCCAGAGAGGCUGUAGGAGUGGCGAACUCAACCCCACUCACCCCUACCCACGCUGGGGCAGGGAGUCAAGACAACCAGCACUGCGCCCACGCUUGUGAGGAGCUGGUGAGCAUGGAGCUGGAGAGGAGGCUGCUCAGGGACAACGCGCUGGCUGUGGCCAGCGGCCUGAUGGCCCUCCACCGCCAUGGAUGCUCUGCCGACGAGUGGCACCGGCUCAGCAGGUUCCUGAUAGCAGAGUAUGUGCUGGACCUUGGCUUCGUGGUCCAUGGUCAGAUUUUGAGCCGGGACGUGAGGAUCACCAACACCGGGCCGGUCUCUGUGUCCUUUUCGGCCAACCACAAGCCUCUUGUGGGAACAGGUUUCAGUGCUGAGUUUGAGAAGGUGAAGAACUUCCGAUGCAGUGAGACACAGACAUUUACGGUGACCUUUGACCCCCAGAGGUCAAAAAUGGGUGAAAUCCGUGUCACCAUGCCAAUAAAGGUGGUAGGCGGGCCGUCGGUGCAGGUGCAGCUUUGUGCUGUGGUGUGCAUGCCGUCCCUCACUGUGUCCAAUGAAGAGCUGCUCUUCGACUGCGUGCAGUGUGGCAUGUGUCAGGUGAUCACCAUACAGCUGUUCAACCAUGAGAAUGUACCGUGCAGCUGGAGCAUGGCCGAGGCAGCCAGGCCUCGCAAGAAGAUCGACAAGUUCAUGCCACUCCACCUGCGUCGGAAGGCCCUGCAGGAGCAGAGUCCUCCUCCACCAGCGGUGUUUGAGGUGGAGCCCUCCUCUGGCCUGCUCCACCCUGGAACCUGGCUCAACCUCCAGGUCAGGUUCAUCCCAGCCCAGGAGUGCGAGUACCGCCGACAGCUCGUAUUAAGCGUGUCCGGCAGCACGCAGCGGCAGGUGGUGUGGGUCCAGGGACAGGGCCAGGAGCCCCGGCUGGCGUUCAGCCCCUCGGCCCUGCAGCUGGGGCCCUGCAUGCCCUGCGGCGCUGGGGCCAUGGCCGAGGUCAGGGUGAGAAACCCCUGCUCCUUCCCCCUGGAGUUCUACUCCCUGGAGCUGGACCCGCAGUACCGUAAGGAGGACCAGAUCCUGCGUCUGAUGUGGGAAGGAUAUGGCGAUGGCCGGUCGAUGCUGCUGCCUCCCCGCUGGGCUGGAGAAGCCCUGCCCCAGGAGCUGCAGGAUCACUACGCCGAGCUCUGCUCCUCCCCCACCCCACUCCCCGACGAGGUGGUCAGAGAAGGAAGCGAGAGGAGUCAGGGGGUGCCGGAGAUGUCUCCUCUCUCCAGGGCGAUUGCCCGCCAUGUGGGCGUUGACCUGUCCCCCGAGGCCGUGGCUGCGCGAAACCGACGGGGCAUAGCCGUCAUCGUCCACGGUGCGCCGCAGACAGGUAAGAGCAGCGUGGCCGCCUCCCUGGCCCGUCACUACGGAGGGGCGUGUCUCACGCUGGAGGGCGUGGUCACUGAGGCGCUGACCACAGGCUCCUCCCCCGCCAGCCUGGCCGCGCGGCAGCUCUACAACCAAGCCGCCGCCAUGCAUGCCCAGAAGAGGGGAGAGGAGGCCGGCCAGGCUGGUCAGGUUCCCCCCGGAGAAGCUCCCAGUGCUCCCACUGCUCCCACUGCGGAAGCUGGUGGUCUCAGUGUAGAGUCUGUGGCCCAACACAACGAGGGUCUCAGCCCCAGUUGGGACUCUGUGGCCCCCAAGAGGACCCAAGGCUCUCUGGACACCAACUCUGUUUCCAAGGCUGGGGGCAGCCAGGUCGCUGAGGUGAUCAGCCAGGUGGGAGAUGUGGACACGCUGAGGGCUCUUCUCCCCCAUCAGCUGCUGGUUGAUCUCCUGGCAGAGAGACUGCAGCUGAGAGACUGCUAUCGAGGGGUUGUGAUUGACGGCCUGGAGUGUGUCUACACCCCGUCAGUGGCCAGCGCUCUGCAGGUGGCCCUGGCCUCCAUCAACAACCGGCAGCACAUCUACCUGGUCGACCUGUGUGACCCCGCCAGUCCGGCCCAGGUGCUCUCCACAGAGGCCCUUCUGAAGGAGCUGCCGGUGGAGGAGCGGUCGGCUCCGCAGGGCGAGGCCAGGGAGGAGUGCAGCUCUCUGCUGGAGGAGGAGACGGAGCAGGAGGGAGCCAGAAGGAGCCGCCAGCGCAAGCAGAGGUCUGACCAUCAGAAGCAGUCGUGUGAGGAGGAGCUGGAGAAAAAGAAGAAGAAGGCAGGCAAGAAGGAGGUGUCGGGAAAGAAGAGUCAGCUGGGAAGGAAGUCCACCCCGUCUCUGGACAACAACAUACAGUCCAUUUGCAGCAACUGUAAAGACACACCAACAGAGGCCAGUGAGCCAGGGCCUUUCGUCCCGGUUUCUGGGGUCGAGGCAGAGCAACAAGUGCCCAGUAAGACUGAGCUCCAGCUGCUGUCACGGCUCCACUCCUACCAGCAGAGCCGGCUCCAAGUCAGCCACGUCCUCCAGCACUGGGACCGCCUCCUGGGGCUGCUCCAGGUCCCGCUCUGCUGCGCUGAUGCCCCAGCAGAACCAGAGGAGACCCCCCCCGACAAACAGAGGAAGACCAGGAGGGAGCGAGAGAAGGAGAAGGGGGAUAAGGAGCGAGGGAGGCUGGAGAAGGAGCGCCAGAUGGCCGACGCCCAGCCGCCGGCCCCGGGGCCCGGCCAGGCGGUCGAGGAGCCCCGGUCAAUCAUCGCCGUCCCUCACCUCACGCUGAGUGCGGGCGGGGGCCCUUCUGGCCCCCAGGAGCUGGUGAACAGCGGCGCACUGCCUCCGGUGGGGGAGGUGCUGGACGGGAUGGGCCUGGGCCCCAGCGGCCCUCCGAUCCCUCCCCCCGUCACCUACUCUGUGGUGUCCCUCCCCAGCGGGAGCCCAGAGGGCGAGGGCUUUAUGCUCUCCGACUGCUUCUCCCUCCUGGACCCUUCGUACCCCGGCGAUUUUGUCGCAAAGGACAAUGAAGAAGAUGCCGUUGAGUCACUGCCCCCGAAGGAGGAAGUGAUAGCACCCGUGAAAGGGCGUGGCAGGAAGGCAGGCCCCUUGACGAAGGAGAAGGAGAAGGAGAAGGAGAGGAAGGACAGUGAGAGCCAGCAGGAGCAGAGGAGGAGGUCGGCGACUAAAAGAGGGGCGAAGGGCUCGGACACGUCCCGCUCCCCGCCGCACCCCUCUGUCACGCCCUCUGACCUCAGCGGGGCGGGGCAGCCCAGCUCAGAGCCGCCGCUGGAGCCCAGACCCAAGUCCACUACAUUCCGUUGGGUGGUACCAGCUCAUGGUGAGGUGGUGCUGAGGCUGGGCUUCCAGUCCGAGGUGCCGGGGACCUUUGAGCAGACCAUGCACUUUGAACUGCUGGGCACCCGGCAACGCUACCCCCUCCCUUGCAGAGGGACCUGCAGCUUCCCCUCCAUCUCCAAAGAGCCAGGAACCAUCUUUGCCCUGACGAAGCAGACCCCCCGGGAAAAGGAGGGCCUGCAGAAGACAUACGUGCUCAAACCGGGCUUCUAUGAGUUUGGACCGCUGCUCUGUGGCAAAACCAGAGACCUAUACAAAGAGAGGAAAUACCCAGAGAACACAGAGAGGCUGGUGAUCCAAAACACAAAUGAUCUAGAGGCGGAGGUCCACUUCUGCUUCCAACACGACACCAAGGCCACCACCUUCAUACUUGACCCCCCAGUCAUGAUGCUCCAGCCCAACCAGGCACAGGAGCUGUCCAUCUGGGCCUACCCCAUCAGUGUGGGUCGCUUCGAGGACAGCGUGGUGUGCUGCGUCAAGGACAACCCAGAGCCCGUCCUCAUCGCCAUCUCCUGCUGGGGGGCCCGUCCCGAACUGGAGCUGGACCGCAAACACCUCAACUUUGACAGGAUCCUGCUCCACAGGGAGGACAGCCGUAGUGUGACGCUGAGCAACAACAUGGCACUGCCCGCCGCCUGGAGGCUGAAGGGCCUGGACGACCUGGGGGAGGAGUUCAGCGUGUCCCAGGUGGAGGGCGUGAUCCCUGCCCGGGACUCCUUCUGCCUGCAGGUCCGCUUCAAGGCCAUCAAGCCCCUUCACUUCAGGAAGACCCUGCGCCUGGAGGUGUCCGAUGUGGACAACAUCUUAGGAGUGGCGCAAACCGAGCACCUGCACAUCGGCACCGAGGCAUACGACGUUCACCUGGACAUUAUCACUCCUAAUGGGAAUGACGGCUGUCUGGACUUUGGAGCCGUCAGGGUGUUUAAGGAGGUGAACCGGUGCAUCACCUUGAAGAAUAAGGGGAAGUACGAGCUGGCCUACAAGUUCACGCUGGAGCGCACGGACCCCUCCCAGCCCGACCCGUCCACUGUGUUCAGCGUGUCCCCAGCGCAGGGCAGCCUGCUGCCCACCGAGAGGCCCACCGCAGUGCACAUCCUCUUUAACCACGACAAGGAAGUGUGCAUUGAGGAAGAGCCUCUCCUGCAAUGCCAGGUUAUUGAGCCUUCUAUCGGUAUAGGCGGCGAAGUCAUAGCAAUCAUUCCCAUCAAAGUGUCGAUCCGGGCGUCUUUUAGCAGGUACAAAGUCACACCUGCCAGUGAAAUCAACUUUGGCCCGCUGGUCUUCGGCAGCAGAAGCAGCCAGAGCUUCACCAUCGAGAACACUGGGGAGUUUGAGGCCCGCUUCACCAUCGGCCGCAUGAGCAACGGCCUGCAGCCCGUCCCACCUGGAAGGACUGAGGCUCCAGGCGUCAGGACCUCUUGUGAGAGCCAGCUAGCGAAGCCCCAGGCUCCUGCCAGAAAAGUGAAGCGCUCCGACUCCGUUGUGCGUGAUGUGGGCGUUAUGCAGAGCCGCUGGACCUUUGGGCUGUUCACCGUGUGCCCCUGUGCCGGGCUCCUUCAGCCCGGGGGGCAGCAGCAGGUGUUGGUGGACUGCGGGGCGGACCAGCUGGGGACCUGGUCCGAGUAUAUGGCCAUAGACUUCAGCGACCGGGACCCCUCGGGCCACCCCGAGGGCACCCCCUUCAUGCUGGCGGUGGAUGUGGCUGUGCCAGGACUCGGGCAGGACAUGAACUCCAUCUUCGAGGAGCACCGGCUGUGUCCCAGUGCCGGCCAGCUGCGGUCGGAGCCGUUCGCCAGCGCGCCGGGCGUGUACGUGGUGGAGGACAACACGUUCGUCUUCCACAACGUGGUGGCGGCCGGCGGCGGCGUCCGGGCCCGCUUCAGGCUCACCAACACCGGCCUGGUGCCCUGCCAGCUGCUGCUGGCCAUCAAACAGGGUACCACCAAGGUGUUUGACGUAUCUCCUAUGAGACUGUACGUCCCCAGCCAGUCGCACUGCUUUGCAGAGGUCACCUUCAACCCUCACACCAUCCGGCAGCAUAGGGCUGUGUUCGAGGCUGUGCUGGAGGGAGGCAUCAGUAUGAUUUCGAUGGUGAAGAGCAAACUUCUGCAGUUCAACCUGUUAGGAGAGGGCAACCUGCCCAGUGUGUUUGUGACCCGGCCGGCCCUGCGGGACAGCCAGGGAAACCCCGUUCUACAGUUCGGCCGGCUGUUGGCCGGGCGGCAGCACGCGCUCCCCUUGGUGCUGAGGAACGAUGGCAUCAUGGGGGCUCAGGUCCACAUCGACAUGCUGGAUAAACAAAGAGUGUUCACCAUCAAGCCAGCCCCUGACAACACCAUCAGCAGUAUCACAUGCUCACCACUAGAGAGCACUGCUGACCCAGAGCCCCCGCUCUGCCACAGGGCCUCCCUCAGGCUGGCCCCGGGCCAGUCGGCAGGGUUUGAGGUCGGCUUUCACCCGGAGCAGCCACUCAGCGCCAGGGCCCGCAUAGAGGUGCUGGUCCAGGACAACCAGUACAACCGCAUCAUGGUGAACCUGACCGGAGAGGCCUACCGAGACAUCAUCACCCUGGACAACCUGCGCAGGACGGCCCCGGAGGACGGGGACCUGGAGGAGGGCGAGUACGAGGCACUUGACCUGGGGCACUGCCAGGUGGGCCGUCCCUACAGAGAGCACUUCACCAUGACCAAUCACAGCACCAGCACGGCCCUGAGGUUCGAGUGGCCCGCCCCCACGCCCCACAUCACCUUCUCUCCACAGGCAGGCCACCUCCACGCCGGCUGCUCUAAGGAGGUCAGCCUGGCCUUCUGCUCCCCUCUGCCGGUGACCCUGGCAGCCCAGGGCUCUGUAGUGAGGCUGUGCUCGGUGGAGUUUGACCGGCCCACCGAGGAGGUGGUUGACUGGGACGACCGGAAACGCACGGCCCAUCUGCCCCUGGUUCCCUCUGGUGGUCCCCAGCAGCCCGCCAACAACCAGUCGGAGCCUGAGCCCCCCUGCUCUGUGGUGGAGGGCUCCCAGCGGGAGCUGGAGCUGAGGGUCAGCGCCGUGUGUGACUACGCCAUGUUCCUCUGCGACGGGGAAGCGGUCCGCUUCAAAGACACCAUGCUCUACCAGACCAGGGUCUCCCAACUGACGAUCAGGAACCAGGGGGUGGUCCAGCUGGAGUAUUCAUGGAAGGUCGUCAUGGACCCAUACGACAGCGCUGAAAGAGCCGCUGUGAGUCCCAGCUCCCGGCCUGGGAGCCCCGGGGGGGCGGCACCUUCCACAGCCCGGCCCUCAAGCGCCCUGGCCGGCUUCACGUGUCUCCUGGGGGACCCGAAGCUCCCCCCCUUCACCGUGGAGCCCCACGUGGGGAGUGUGGGCCCCGGGGCCUCCCAGACCUUCAGCGUCCACUUCUGCCCUCUGGCGGUGGCCAGCUACUCAGGAAGGCUGGUCUGCAGCAUCCCCAACCUGCAGGAGGGGGUCCUUGCCCCCAGCUUGCCGGUGUUGGGCCGCUGCCUGCUGCCCCACGUCCACUUCCAGCUCGUUCAAUCAGAUUACAUCAGUGGGCAGCACGCCCCCUGGGACCCCCACACCAGGGUCGUAGAGUUCCACUCCGUCGGCCUGUCCGUGUCCACCACCAGGAAAUUUGCGGUGGUGAAUCCCACCAGUCAGCCCUACUCCUUCCAGUGGGUGUGUAAAGACACGGAGCCAUGCCCCUUCCGCUGUCUGACCCCCAGUGGCAGCAUCCCGCCUGGGAAGAGAGUAGAGGUGUGUUGGGAGUACGUGUCGGAGCAGCUCGGCCUGGUGGAGUCAUGGUGGGAUUUCCUGGUGGAGGCGCUGGGCCUCUCCGUUCCCCUCCUGCUGGCGGGCUCCACCAGGGAACCACAGGUGUACCUGGACACAGCCCACCUGGACCUGGGGGACAUCCUCGUAGGGCGGCGGGUUGAAAACACCGUGCAUCUGGUGAACUUUGAGGAGUGCGUGCUCCACUUCUCUGUGCUGCAGUCGUCCCUCAACUCCGAAGACCACCUGCACAGUCUCACCGUGCAGCCCACCACUGGCACCGUGGGGCCCGGGGACAGACUGCCGCUGUCAUUGUGUGUGGUGGCCGCAGGGGAGGGCUGCUUGAGGUUCAGACCCGUGCUGAGGGUGAGGGGCAAGACGCAGCCGCUGACCCUCAGCAUCAAGGCCGACGGCUACGCCAUGGGCGCCCGGCUGAAGCUCCGGAGCCCGGCAGGGAAGGAGAGGGAGGUCCAAGCAGGGGAGCAACCCCACCUGCUCCACUUUAGAGAGGUGGACCUGAGGGACACAUCUAGCUUCACCUUCCUGCUGUACAACAUUGGGAGGUUUAGUAUGUGUGUGACCUUUGAACUGGAAGGUCCCCCAGAGCUGCUGCAGCACUUGGAGGCGAAGCCCGGUCAGGAGGCCGUCGUGGAGGUCAGCCAACAGCUGAAUGCCACGCUCUGCUUCCGUCCACAGAGAAAAUGCUCCCUCCAAGGAGUCCGGCUCCACGCCAAGGUGAGGCACGGCCCGACGUUCACCUUUGCGGUGAGUGGCAAUGGCGCGCCCUCCAGCCUCCACUUCUCAUUCACCCAACACAACUUUGGCAAAUGCUUCGUCCACGCGGCGGGCAUUGCGCCGGCCUGCCAGACCCUUCUCAUCAGCAACACCAAAAACAGGCCUAUCAGUGUCCAGUGCCUGUUCGCCAACACCCCCCACCUGGAGCUGGACUUCAAAGCAGAGACGCUUCCGUCGGGGGGCACUGCCGAGGCGAGGCUCACCUUCCUCCCACGAGAGGCGCGGCGCUACCAGGACAAGCUCACCUUCGUGGUGGGCCAGGGUACCAAACAAGUGGUGGAGAUCCGGGGCCAGGGCAUGGAGGUCAAGCUGGAGGUGGAGGACCCCAACCAGGAGAAGGUGGACCUGGGGUCGGUGCCGCCGGGCCAACGGGUGAAGAGGCAGGUUUGGGUGGUCAACCGCACCCCCUCCGACCUGACCUUCUCCAUGCAGUUCAACACACAGCCCCCGCUGGACCCCAGGGUGCUGUCCGUGUCCCCUGCGGGUGAGGUCACCCUCAAGGCUCUGGUUGGCCGCUGUGUGGUGGAGCUCCUCUGGGCGCCCCGCAAGCGGGCGGCCCCCUUCACGGCCCAGCUGCGGGCAGAGUGCAUGGGCACGCAGCACACCCUGCUGACCGCGCGGGGCCGCUGCCAGUGUGUGGAGGUGCGGCUGGACCCAGACUACCUGGCCUUCGGGGCGGUGAUGCAGCGCUGCAUGUUGGCCAAGAGGCUGGUCCUGAGAAACCACGGAGACAUCGGGGCGGGGUUCAGAUGGGAGACAGAGUGCUUUUCUCCAGAGCUCUCCAUCAAGCCAGAUGCAGGCUACAUCAGCCCAGGCUCAGAGCUCCCCUUUGACCUUACCUUUGCCCCCGUGGAGCUCAGCAACCCCAAGACAUAUGCACAUCUGACGUGCUCCGUAGAGGGCUCUCCUGCUCCAGUGACCCUCACCGUCGCCGGCGCCUGUAUUCCCCCCGCCGUCGCCAAAGAGGUGUUGUCCUUCUGCUGCCCGGUGCGCGGCUCCCGCACCCAGAACCUGUUGGUGUCCAACCCCAGUGCCCAGCGCUGGAGCCUGCAGCCCAGCGUGGAGGGGGAGCACUGGAGCGCCGCGCCCGUCCUCCUCCUGGAGCCGCUGGAGACCAAGAGCUACCCCAUCACCUACGCCCCGCGGACCAUGGCCGCCCCGGGCACCAAGCAUGUGGGUUCUGUGUUCAUUUGUUUCCCUGAUGGAUCUGGGCAGCUCUACUCUCUGCAAGGAUCCGCCGAGCCCCCUAAACCCGAGGCCACCAUUAGCCGUGAACUGCUUGCCAAGACCCGGCACACGGAGCUGCUGCCCGUGCACAACUGGCUCAGCAAGCUGCAGAGGUUUAAGGUGGUGAUAGAGAUUCUGAAGCCGGAAAAGCCUGAUGCGACAGUGUCUCUGAGGGGCCUGGACUACGUGGACGUGGCUCCUCUGGCCACCAGGGACUACAAGUUAUUGUUCUACUCCUGCAAGGAGGGCCUGGUGCAGACCAAGGUGACGUUCCUCAGCGAGCCCUCGGGCGAGUACCUCUUCUACGUGCUGAGCUUCAGGGCGCCGCGCACCGCGCCGGCGGGGGCGGUGGAGCUCAGCGCCACCGUGCGGCAGACGGCCUCGUCCAGCGUGCGGCUGGAGAACCCCCUGGCCGUGUCCGUCACCCUCAACGCCGAGUGCUCGUGUCCCAACAUCAGCGUGCCCCUGCAGCACACGCUGCCCGGCCUGUCCCAGGGGGAGGUGGUCUUUGAGUUCCAGCCCCUCUUUGCGGGCGUGUCCACAGCGGCGCUCAGCCUCUCCUGCAUUGAGCUGGGCUCCUUCCGCUACGAGCUGGUCCUCAGGGCCCUGGCCGCGCCGCCGGAGCCCCCGAUCCUCUUCCAGGUCCCGCUGGGCGGCCACAACAUGGGCCACGCCAAGUUCACCAACUACUCCCGCAGCAAGGCGGAGUACACCUGCAAGACGGACAAUGAUGACUUCCUGGUGGAGAAGGGCCUGGUCACGCCGCCGGGUUCCCAGGCGGGCUCUGAGGUCCGUGUGGAGCUCUGCUUUGAGCCCCAUCAGCUGGGCGAGGCCAGGGCCCUGCUGAGCGUGUCCUCCCUGCUAGGGGGCGAGUACGUCUUCCCCCUCAGGGGCAUCUGCGUGGGCCCGAGGCCCCAGGGCCCGUUCAGCAUCCGGGCCGGUUCAAGCGUCACCAUCCCCUUCAAGAACGUCUUCCUGCAUCACAGCGCCUUCUCCUACCAGGUAGACAAUCCGUGCUUCACGGUGAAAGGGGCUGAAACCAUCCGGUCUAAAAAGAGCCAGAACAUCCUGGUGACGUUCGAGCCCCCGGCGGCCGGGCCCCAGGGCCGCUGGCAGGGCAAGCUCAACAUCUGCAGCGCCCCCUCAGAGGGCCAGGGGCCACCCCACUGCUGGGUCUUCUACCUGAGGGGCCAUGACCCCGAGGCCACGUAGACGCAGGCACCACGCACGCACACACACGCACACGCACACACACACACACACACACACACACACACACACACACACACACACACACACACACACACACACACACACACACACACACACACACACAGGUCAAACAGAGGCGCACAUAAACACAUGCGCAUAUACCAAUAAAAUAAAUUGUCAACAAAUAGUUUGCACUGUUCUUGCACUACAUUCAGAUGUUUACUAUUUAUACGAGAUAGUCCUUUGUGUCAGACAAAAUGCUUUAUUUUAUUUUUCCUAGCAAUAAAUCUAUUUUUUGUGCACCUGCUGUGUUAUUAAAUCGAAUAUGGACGCAUAACUUAAAGUUGAAAUUCAGAACAGGAACAGCUGUUAUGCAUGUACAUUAUUUAUUGUUAUGUGCCAUCGGCCAUAUGGGAGCUGUCCUAAAUUACACAAUAAAUAGUUUACAAAAAAAACAGGGUGUCUCUCAUUAACAUCAGUAACCACAAGGGGGCAAUCAUGUCCAAUAGUCUCCCUAGCUAGGUCCCCACAGCACUAGAUGGCAAUGUAUUGGUCUUUGCUCCAUGGUUAAUUAGUCAAGGUACCUAACCAGGCAAACCGUCAAUCUGUAUUGUUGACAUAAUUUCAACCAUUAAGAGCUUGUCAAUAGGCCUUAU
Molecule: messenger RNA, 15350 nt
Organism: Gadus morhua (Atlantic cod)
Lineage: Eukaryota; Metazoa; Chordata; Actinopteri; Gadiformes; Gadidae
Gene: hydin
Product: HYDIN axonemal central pair apparatus protein
Exons: 92
Coding region: 73-14694 (4873 amino acids)
Biological process (GO): axonemal central apparatus assembly; cilium movement
Cellular component (GO): axoneme
Source: RefSeq, a predicted model, not a curated record